This is a messenger RNA of Meyerozyma guilliermondii ATCC 6260, 1026 nucleotides long. RefSeq names its product 3-dehydrosphinganine reductase (gene KSR1). Gene Ontology annotation, cellular component: endoplasmic reticulum membrane. NCBI's taxonomy places the organism in Eukaryota, Fungi, Ascomycota, Pichiomycetes, Serinales, Debaryomycetaceae. The record is from RefSeq and is a predicted model, not a curated record. Gene Ontology annotation, molecular function: 3-dehydrosphinganine reductase activity. The coding region runs from base 1 to 1026 and encodes 341 amino acids. The transcript has a single exon. Gene Ontology annotation, biological process: sphingolipid biosynthetic process.
AUGCAACUGUCCGUAUCUCAAUGUAAUUUCGUGUCGCACAAGUUCACAACAUUUUGUCACUCUUAUCUCACAAUGUACUUUUCAAAAUCACAUUUCCAGCCCCAAGGAAAGUGUGCUCUUAUAGUGGGUGCUUCCCAGGGCCUAGGUGCCGAAUUAGCUCGUCAAUUGUACUCAAAAGGUUGCACGGUUAUAUUGGUCGCACGUACACAAGCAAAGUUGAAGUUAGUGGUUGAUGAAAUUGAAAAGGAAAAAAUUGAGACAGGAGAUCCAAAGGCAUUGUAUAUCGCUGCAGAUGUAUCCAAGUAUGACCAAUGCUUACAAUUGUGGCAAGAGAUUGACGAGGCAGGCUUGGAUCCAGACUUUAUUUUCUGCUGUGCUGGAAGCACCAUUUGCAAGCUUUUUGAAGAUCUUACAGGCGCAGAUUUGGCUCAAGGAGUGAAUGUCAACUAUAUGACAGCUCUCAAUGUCACGCAUUCUGGGUUUCGUCAUGUUCUUUCUAAAGGUACAAUUGCAAAAAAGAGACAUGUUAUAUUUUUCAGUAGCGUCGUGAGCUUUUUCACGUUUGCAGGCUACUCUCAAUAUGCCCCACUCAAGAGUGCUCUAGAGUCGCUUUCGAUCUCUUUGAGGCAGGAAAUGGGCCCUUAUGGCUAUAGAAUCUCCUGUGUGUUCCCUGGGAACUUUGCAAGUGAAGGUUUUGAAGAAGAACAAAAAACAAAACCUCAAAUAACCAAGGAUAUUGAGGGUCCAAGUAAGCCAAUCUCAACAGAAAAGUGUGCGGACAUAGUCAUUGACAAGUUGAGUAAAGGCUACGAUACCAUAACCACCGAUAGUAUAGGAUGGUUACUCAGCUGUUCUGUACUUGGAAUGCUUCCUAGACAAUGGGGAUUUUUUCAAAUUAUUGUCAGUUUCUUGUUUCUGCUUAUUGCUCCUAUAGUGAACUGGGUGAUCUACCGAGACGUGGAGAAGUACUUUAAGAAGAGAGAAGAAGGCCAAAAAGACAAAGUGAGAACAAAUAGACAUGUAUAG